CGUAAUGAUAUCUGAGUUUGAGACCAAUAAUUAUCCAAUCCAAUUAUAUGAUAUACAGAUGCCAAUGACUUCAUAAUAGCAAUUCGAAAAUUUAAAUUCGAAUGAGGUAUCAGCUCGAAAAUUGAGAGUGAGCUCUUAAUGUUUAAUUUUAAAAAAGUAUAAGAAAUGGUUAUAAACUUCUAGAAAAAUAAAACAUAAGUAAAAAAGACCGUCAUUAUUAAAAAUUGAUGAAACAGCAAGGGAUAUUAAAAUUUACAGUUUGGGUAUUAGUUCAAACAAUUUAGAGUGUAUAAACGAAGACCAAAUAUAAAUUAAGGACUGACCUAUUAUUAAUAAAGAAAAUUUUGAG
This is a messenger RNA of Paramecium sonneborni, 349 nucleotides long. NCBI's taxonomy places the organism in Eukaryota, Ciliophora, Oligohymenophorea, Peniculida, Parameciidae. The record is from the annotation of a GenBank genome assembly.